AUACUCAUCCUUUCUCAAUUGCAAAGUGUAAUAGUACCUGUAAAUAGUGCAUCAUAGCUCAUCAUUUGUGUAGAAAACAAUUUGUAAUAAAUAAUUAAAUGUUUCAAUGUGAGCUUAAAGGUUAAAAAUGUCCAGCAAAGCAAAAACUGCAAAUAGUUGUGAGACAGGAAAAGAAACCACCAAAGGAUUCUCUACCCGUUUUGCACUAUCAAGACUGCAUGACGAAUUAGAGAAAAUACUAUUAGAAUUUGAACAAAAAUAUGCGAAUGAAAGUUGUUAUCGCAAAAUACGUUCAGCAUUUGUAAAGAGAUACGAUAGCCCACUUGGUUGGUUUGCUAUCACAACAUCUCUCUUAACGAUAAUAGCUCUACUUGUAGCGAAUUCAUAUUUGGCAGCUAUAUCUUUAACACUUUGUACAAUAUUGGAUUUAUAUUUUGUAAUACGUGAGAAUAAUUUACGACGUACUGAAAUUUAUCGUAAAACUCGUGCUUGUCUAAUCGACAUAAAGCUUGCCGAACAGGAGCUUUCUGCAGAUUGGCAACCUUGUAAUUAUCCGCAUUUAAGCUCACCAAUAUCGCCAUGUGUUACUUUGCAAUGGACAUAUCGAGAUGGUGUUAUUGUAAAUUUACCUUGGUCACUAUUAGUUAGAGGUGAUCACAUAGUAAUUCGACCUGGUCAUAUGACGCCAGGACCAUGUAGCGAAAUUGGAGGUAAAAAAUGUUUCAAAAUGAAUGAAGUUUAUGGUGUGGCUGUAAAUACAGAUCCACCUGUAAAACCAGUAGCACGAGCACCUUUGCCCGACUUAAUUUGCUCAUUAGAAAAUACACCAUAUUCAGAACAUUUACGUACAAUUUUGGAAAACUCGCUUAAACGUCCACCGACAAUUUAUAAUCAACAACGUUAUUUGUUAGUUACAAAAUACAUACAGCAAUGGGGCUUUAUAUUAAUGAUGUGCUUAACUCUUUUUGCUGGAAUAUUGCGUAUGCAUGGUGUUGGUCUGAAACCAGCGAAUGCAAAUGAUGAGCAGCAUCACUGGAAAUAUAUUCUAUUUGAAUCACCUGCUGCUGCCGUUAUACCAUUACUGCCAUUAAUAUUUCCAAUAAUGUGGAUCUCAAUGAAUCUUUGGGGUAUAGCCAGGUUGCAGUGUUUUAUAAAAACACCACAAGCACUACUACCGAAACACAUGCAGACAUCAUUUGAGGAAGAUUUAGAUACACCCACUUACGACUAUGAUAAUAUUAAAUUAAUGAGAUCGCAUGUAUUUUAUAAUUGGAUGAAAUUAUGGAAUGGUGAUAGUCAACUUCUAGCUCGUUCUGCAAAUGUAGUACAAGUUUUAGGUUCCAUAACUGCACUAUGUUGUGUUGAUAAGAAAGGUAUACUAUCAUGGCCUAACCCAACUGCAGAGAAGGUUUUCUUUUUACACGAAAACGAUGAAAUUAAUUUGGAGGAACAUAGUAAUAGUCAAUCAACUUUACAUACUGAAAGCGACGAACCACCAGUACAUCAUAAUAAUAAAGAUGGAGGUAUUGUCGCUGAAGUGCUGGAUUUGACACAUGACCAACAUUGUCCAUUUCGUUUGGAGUUUGACGAUCAUGAAUGGAAAGCGCAUAUCAAUUCAUUAAAACCGCUUGGACUUGCUAUACUGGUCAACACUUGCUCUCCUCUUACGCACGCGCAUUAUUCUCAGUUUUGCGGUCAUGUCACCGCAGUUGCUACGUUGGAUAAAGAUCUGGUUCCCGUAACAAAUCGGUAUGCGAUGAUUGAGACCAGUAUGAAUACAUUUUUGCAUGGACGUUGUCUGUGCGAAUUAGCUAAGCAGAUAGGUUUUACAGAUCAUGCAACCGAUCGUUUCCUGCUAGAAGGACAAUUGGCUUCAUAUAGACAUUUGCAACCAGACGUUGUGCGCCGUGAUAUACGUUUUGCGCGUCAAUUACAACUCUCGACUAAAGUAAAGGUUCCAUUUCCCCACUCGCUGUCGGUUGUCAUGCGUGAAAAUCCUGGUGGCUAUUUAUCGCUAUUUACACAGGGCACUGCAGAUAUUAUCUUAGAUUAUUGCGAUGAUUUUUGGGAUGGUAAAGACCUUCGACCAUUAUCAACACAGGACCGUAAACGUGCUUUGGACUUUUAUCAGAGAAGCGCCUUAACAGCCUACUGCACUGCAUUUGCAUAUCGUCCACUACGUCAUGGCAUAAAUAGUGCCCUAAAUGGUGCACAACAUAAGGGUGGACCUAUUGCUUAUCUUGAAUUACCACCCGAGUCGAAAAUACGUAUGCAGCAUGUAGAUAAAGCGCACUGUGAUUUUGAGUGCGGUAACACUAAAUUAAGUCAUAGCAUCAGUACCGAUUCUCUUUUAUUUUCUGAGAGUAAAGAUGAAGAUAUAAAUGAUGUGGAUGCUUGCUUUGAAAUGCAAUGUCACCAAGUUUUUAUUGGCAUGGUAACAAUGCAAUAUCAAGCCCAAACAGAUAUUGUUCAAUUAGUUGAAAAUUUAGAACGUGCCUGCAUACGUUUCGUGCAUUUCAGUAAAGAAAAUGAGUUACGGUCACGCGUCUUUUCUGAGAAAAUGGGUCUGGAAUCAGGUUGGAAUUGUCACAUAUCACUUUUAAGUGAAACUGAUGAUAAAACUUCUGCUGUAACUGCGCAAUCACCAAAAAGUACUGGUAAAAAAGACUUAACUAACAAUGCGACUAACAUGAACAUUAUUGAGUCAAAUCAUGCUAACACCACCACUACCACAAAUUUCAUUAUAACCCCCAAUCCAUUAAUAACUCAUCCUGAUGAUUUCACUAGUAUUCCCACUAUAUGCACAACGAAUCAAACUCAACCAAUAUCAAUUGCACAUAAUGUUGCAGGUACCAGCGAAAACGACGAAACUGACCUAAAUUGUCUGUUACCACCAGCAAAUCUAGAGUCUUCAAAAACACUAAGUUCAUCUGCGCCAGGCGCCAUAUCCAAUCAUAACUACAAUAUGUUGCGUGGUAUCAAUCCUUCCUCUUCUAAUGUCAGCCUUGUAGGCUCGAGAGAAUCAUUAAAUGAUAAUGAGCCCGAUAAUGCGAGCCUCAAACAACGUCGCCCUUCGCAAGACUCAGCUUUGGAUGAAAACUGUCGUUCACUAAGCAUUUUGACUGAUAGUACUGAACAUAGUGUGCCGGUAAAUUUCGAUAUGUCAAAUCGUGCAAAAUUACCUCGCGGCAUUGAAAAUAUAAGACCACAUUUGGAGAAAGUAGAUAAUGUGCCAUUACAAGUUUCACUGUUUACCGAUUGUUCAGCGGAAGCAACUGUCCAAAUGUUAGAUAUAAUGCAAUCAUAUGGUGAAAUUGUUGUUUGUCUAGGUUCUUCAGCUAGCCGAACUAAUGCUGAAAUAUUUCUGCAAGCUGAUUGCAGUAUAGCUGUAGAACCACUCUAUCCACAGGUCUGUAAGGAAAUGCCUGCCUACACUGAGGCCAAUUUACAAAAUAAUAAAUUACGUCAACAAACAUGUCAAAAGGGUUUAAGUAAUGAUAAUAAAUAUAGCGAUCCGUACGUUAAUGAAGAACUAUUAGAGAAUGGUGAGACUGCGCGUCCUAUGCAAUGUUUAGGCAAUACAAUUUCACCAGUUUAUCUAAGUCGUAUGCUUAAUUCACUGCCAUGUUCGAUAGCCGUCAGUCGGGAGGAUCCACUAUCUUUACUAGGCAUUAUUGAGUUAUCACGUCGUUUUUCUUCGGGUUUAUGGAAUUGCAUCCAAUACUGGGCAUGCUGUGCUGGUACUCUGUCAAUUAUCAAUAUGCUUAGUGCAUGUAUAUCUUUACCACCAAUAUUAACACCACUUAUGGUUAUAUAUUUAAUGUGUAUUCCUGUACCGCUCAUAUCAUUAGCAUUGGCACAUAUCGAUGUAGAUCCAAAGAUUAUGAAUCGAGCUACGGGCAAAAAGCAGACUGAAUACGAUACAAGAGUAUUUGGGUUCGUAUUAUGGUGUUAUGGCUGCAAAUUUUUAGCACCUAUUUUAAUUAUAAUUUUAGCUUAUUGUGCAUUUAUGGCUCAUCCAAUUGAAAUCAUUGACGUAGAUGACGAUGAUUUACACAUUAAUUUACAUAUAGCGAGAAUAUUCUCAUUUCUUGGAAUAUUGCUGCAUUUCGUGGUUAUAUCUGCAUCCUUCGUGCAUCGUGACCAUUCACUCUGGCAGAAGAGUCCAUUUCGAAAUCGCAUAUGGGCACUAACGUGUCUAUCACUUUUAACACUGCAUGGCAUUAUCUGCGCAUUGCAAGUACUUCUAGAUGAAGAUAUACACGAUGAAGUUUUUCAAUUAUGGCCUGCUAUAGUAUUUCUUUAUUGUGGUAUUUUGAUUAGUAUUUUUGUUACUGAACUAACAAAAUGGCAAGAAAUAAAAGUUAACACACGAUAUCAACGUAGAGCUAGACUAGAUUUUGGUACAAAAUUGGGCAUGAAUUCACCAUUUUAAGACUAAUCGUUAACAAAUAUCGUUAAAAAUUUUAUGAAAAAGACAAAAACAAAUAUGUGAAAGCAAAUGAGAUACAGUGACAAUAGCUUUAAAGACUCUAUUCUAAAUUUAAGUCAUAUAUGGAAAGACAUAUUUGUAUCUCAACUUUUGGGUUAGCUAUGGUCUAUAUUUGCUUUCUCGUAUGUUUAUGUGUUAAACACAGAAAUUAUUUGUACAUAGUUUAGAAUUUAAACAUUGUUCAUAUUGUUUAAGCGUAGAUUGUUUAAGCAUACAUAUAUUAUUUUGUACUUAU
Molecule: messenger RNA, 4727 nt
Organism: Teleopsis dalmanni
Lineage: Eukaryota; Metazoa; Arthropoda; Insecta; Diptera; Diopsidae
Product: transmembrane protein 94
Exons: 9
Coding region: 128-4435 (1435 amino acids)
Molecular function (GO): nucleotide binding
Source: RefSeq, a predicted model, not a curated record